AUGCGGCUGGGAUGCCGUUGGACUCUCGAGGUGCUGGGUCUAGCGCCCGGCUCCAGCUCACAAGAGGUGCGGCGGGCCUUCCGCGCCAAGGCCCGGGACCUGCACCCGGACCUGGGCGGGGACCCCGAGAGGUUUCACGCGCUUCAUUUGGCCUACCAGGCGCUGACGCAGGUGGAAAGUCCCGCCGAAAGCCCAAAGCCCGCGGGUGGCCGCAAACCGGCGAAGGACGUGCAGCCGGCCACACGGACCAUGGAGGACUACUUUCAGUGGCGCCGUGAGCAGCAGCCGCGCCGCGACGCACUGCGGGAGGCGCGGGCGGAGCGGCGCCAGCAGCUCGCGGCGAGGAGCCGGAGGCGAGGCUCGGCGCGGGCCGCGGCUCAGAGCACCCGACGCCUGGAAGAGGCGGCCGUGCAGCAGGCGGAGACGCCAGAGGCGCGCGCCGCCUGGCUGCGGGAGGUGGAUAGCGUGAACGUGCGGAGGCAGUCCAAGAACCGCCAGCCAGGGAAGCCCUUGAUGGAUGCGCCGGUGGGCUAUCGCAGCGUGCGGUCGUCGCAGGGCGACACCGUCGCAGUCCCCAUCUUCCGAGCGCCCGAGGGCGGCAGAUACUAUGUGUCGCCGCUGACCUCCAAGCGUGUGGCCAUCCCCUGA
Molecule: messenger RNA, 648 nt
Organism: Effrenium voratum
Lineage: Eukaryota; Dinophyceae; Suessiales; Symbiodiniaceae
Source: the annotation of a GenBank genome assembly